AUGGAAGCUGAUGAUAAUAAUCAAUCUACGGCUGAAUCAGCAACAGCUUUCGACAGAAUAUUGGUACAUUUACGACGAGUUGCCGAGGUAAAAAAGCUUGAAAACUGGGUGCCCCACAAGCUCAAUGAUCGCCAGCGUGAAAUACGCGACCAAGCGUGCCUUACUCUGCUCAAUAGGCACAUAAACGGAGAAAUUUUGAACCGCAUUGUUAUCUGCGGCGAAAAAUGGAUUCUGUUUGACAAUCGCAAGCGCUCAGCAAGUUGUUUAGAUCCUGGUUCAGAAUCUUAA
Messenger RNA from Parnassius apollo (apollo), 288 nucleotides. Lineage: Eukaryota; Metazoa; Arthropoda; Insecta; Lepidoptera; Papilionidae. The record is from the annotation of a GenBank genome assembly.